This is a messenger RNA of Cavia porcellus (domestic guinea pig), 4871 nucleotides long. RefSeq names its product kelch like family member 8 (gene Klhl8). The record is from RefSeq and is a predicted model, not a curated record. Lineage: Eukaryota; Metazoa; Chordata; Mammalia; Rodentia; Caviidae. The transcript is spliced from 10 exons. The coding region runs from base 660 to 2519 and encodes 619 amino acids. Gene Ontology annotation, molecular function: protein binding.
AGCCGAGGCCCAGGUAACCACGCUCUCGCGCCACCCUCUCGCCCGGCUCCCUAUGUGGGCGCCGAGCCUGCGCUCAGCCCCGCGGCGGCACGGUGAGGACUACGCCCGAGUCCUGCAGCGUCGGGCGCCCGCGCGGUGGGCCUCCGUCUCGGGUGACAAACGCGGUCCUCGCUGCUCCCCGCACUGCCCCGGUCCCUCCGCGCGUCCUCGUUCGCCGUCUUCCUCCCGUCGGGGGGCAUCGCUUCCUUUGUGCGCUGCGACGCCCGGGAGCGGCGCGGACCUGCGCGGGGACCGCCACCUGCGCUCCGGGGCGCGCCUGUCUUCCGCGGGGGCGUCCCCCGAGAUCCGCAGGGUGGGCACCGCGACGGAGCUCGGACCUGCGGGGCUGCGGCCGGCGCUGCGGCUCCGACUUCCUCCCGCACCUCUUGGCCAGUCAAACUCCGGACCCGCUUAGAACCUAGCCGCGCCGCACGCUGCCUGCAGGGUACCCGGUGGCACCAGCGUAGUAACGGAAACGACCUCAGUCUCAGGGAACUGGACAGUAGCGGCUCUGGGUUCUGGAGACUGAAGAUUAGCUGCUGCCUCCUCGUGUCUCCUCCCUUUUUAACAAAGACUAAUGGGGUGUUGGAGAAGGAAGCUGAAUUAAAGAAGUUCUACAGAUGGCUUCAGAACCAGUGACUGGGAAGCCAGCUCGGAACCACUUCCCGAAGGGGAAGCGGCAGCAGCUGCAGCCCACGAAGACCAGGUCUGCAGCAAGCGACUGUGACAGAGAAGACUCCUUUGUCUUUGAGGCCAACGAAGCCUGGAAGGAUUUCCACAGCUCCCUCCUGCGAUUUUACGAGAAUGGAGAACUCUGCGAUGUCACGCUCAAGGUUGGGUCAAAGCUCAUCUCCUGUCACAAGCUGGCUCUGGCUUGUGUCAUUCCCUACUUCAGGGCCAUGUUCCUCUCUGAAAUGGCAGAAGCCAAGCAAACGCUGAUCGAGAUUAGAGACUUCGAUGGUGAUGCCAUAGAGGACCUGGUGAGGUUUGUGUACUCUUCACGGCUCACCCUGACAGUGGACAAUGUCCAGCCUCUCUUGUACGCGGCCUGCAUCCUGCAGGUUGAACUGGUGGCCCGGGCUUGCUGUGAGUACAUGAAGCUGCAUUUCCACCCCUCCAACUGCCUGGCAGUGCGGGCCUUCGCCGAAAGCCACAACCGGAUGGACCUCAUGGACAUGGCGGACCAGUAUGCCUGUGAGCACUUCACCGAGGUCGUGGAGUGCGAGGACUUCGUGAGUGUGUCGCCCCAGCACCUGCACAAGCUGCUGUCCUCCAGUGACCUGCACAUUGAGAAUGAAAAGCAGGUCUACAGCGCGGCCAUCAAGUGGCUGCUCGCCAACCCACAGCACCACCCCAAGUGGCUGGACGAAACACUGGCACAGGUUCGCCUGCCAUUGUUGCCAGUUGAUUUUCUUAUGGGUGUAGUGGCAAAAGAACAGAUUGUCAAGCAAAAUCUGAAAUGCAGAGAUUUAUUGGAUGAAGCAAGGAAUUACCACCUUCACCUCAGUAACCGAGCCGUCCCUGACUUCGAGUACUCCAUCCGGACUACCCCGAGGAAGCACACGGCUGGCGUGCUGUUCUGUGUAGGGGGUCGAGGUGGCUCCGGGGACCCCUUCCGCAGUAUCGAGUGCUACUCCGUCAACAAGAACAGCUGGUUUUUUGGACCAGAAAUGAACAGCAGGCGGCGACAUGUGGGUGUAAUCUCUGUGGAAGGUAAGGUGUACGCAGUGGGAGGACAUGACGGCAGUGAGCACCUGGGCAGCAUGGAGAUGUUUGAUCCCCUCACCAACAAGUGGAUGAUGAAGGCCUCGAUGAACACGAAAAGGCGAGGGAUCGCCUUGGCCUCCUUAGGAGGCCCUAUAUAUGCCAUUGGAGGGCUCGACGACAACACCUGCUUCAGUGACGUGGAGAGAUAUGACAUUGGGUCCGACCAGUGGAGCGCGGUCGCCCCGAUGAACACACCCCGCGGGGGCGUUGGCUCCGUCGCCCUGGUGAGCCAUGUUUAUGCAGUCGGGGGCAAUGAUGGAGUGGCCUCUCUGUCUAGUGUGGAGAGGUACGAUCCCCAUCUCGACAAGUGGAUAGAAGUCAAAGAAAUGGGUCAGCGGCGAGCAGGCAAUGGGGUCAGUGAGCUCCACGGCUGCCUGUAUGUUGUCGGAGGUUUUGAUGAUAACUCUCCCCUGAGCUCCGUCGAGCGGUACGACCCUCGAAGCAACAAGUGGGAUUAUGUGGCCUCGCUCACCACGCCCAGGGGCGGGGUGGGCAUUGCCACGGUGAUGGGCAAGAUCUUCGCAGUUGGAGGUCACAAUGGCAACACCUACUUGAACACAGUGGAAGCCUUCGAUCCGGUGCUCAACAGGUGGGAGCUCGUGGGCUCUGUGUCUCACUGCAGAGCUGGCGCCGGUGUGGCCGUGUGUGCCUGUCUGACAAGCCAGAUUCGGGAUGUGGGCCAUGGGUCCAGCACCGUGGUGGACUGCAUGUGACCGAGCACCCAGCAGCACGGCCUCCGCAGUGGUCUCAGGUGGCCAGGAUCUCGAUAAGACCCACUCUGAAUUUUAAUGACAGCCAGAGACUUACUCAAAGGCUACCGUAGGACUAUGACCGGGUACAGCUUUCUGAACAGCUGAAGAACUUUCAGUUAUGCUGUUAGAUCUGGUGUGGGGAGAAAGAGAGCUUAACUGGAAACCAUACUGCUCUGGAAAAACGUUUCUGUAGCGCCCAAACCUUGAAGUCUGUUUAUUGGGAUGAAUCCAAAUGAAAUGUGUUGAGUUUUCCUUUUCCUCUGCCUGAAAAUAGUAGCCUCGGGUAGCAGAUUUUUCCGGAGCAGAAAUAGAACUUGGUGUGUGCGUCUGACACCGAGACUUGCUCCUCCUGGAAGUCAGUUCUACUGGUGCUGCUUAGGUUACGUCUUGCUUGUAUGCUCAGUGCUGAUUUUCACUUCCUUGGGUAUUUGCAGAAGCAGAAAACCUGUUUUUGCUGGAGCGCCAGUUGGCUGCAUCCUUGGAAGCUGGUGCAGGCCUUGAUUUCAGUUUGAGUUGCUAGGGCACCAAAAAGCUUGGCAGCACUAAUAGCCUGAACCGAUCUACAGUUUUGAUUUUGGGGUUUUUUUCCUAUCUCAUGCAAAAAGUAACCCUGAGGAUACUAGAGAAACUUAACUGCCAGCCUCCAGCGCCAAGUGGGAGGCCCCGGGGGGCACAGUUACCUGCUGCCUGCCAAGGGAGGGCCGACCCUGUCCUCACCCUUUUUUUUGACUUGUUUUUUGUGAAUCUAGGACUUUUUGUUACUUUUGUCUUACACCGAUCUAGAUUUAUUUAUUAGAAAAUGAGUGCAUUUUUACCAAAACUCCUUGUUGACUAGUAUACUGAUUCGUUCCAGUCCAUUGUUAAUGAAAGGUGUUGGUACAAACACCUUUGUAUAUUGGAAGAUGGAAACCGCUCUCUCUUUGUUUAAUACUCUUCAGUGUAUUUAUUGCAGUGUAAUUGAAAAUAUUUGUAUAAAUUAAUUUGAACUCCAAGGUAUUGAUAAACCAACUGAUGUUACAGCCUUUCAUUGUUUUAACUAGCAUUAUAAGAUGACCUAUUCAUUACUUGUGUAUUCUUUUAUAAAUGCUGUUGAGAACAUUAAAGUAUCUUAUUUUAUAUUUGCAAUGCAGUUUGGCCUCCCUCUUCCAGGCCACAUUCACAUAGUGGGUCUGAUCGGUGCAGUGCUGGCCAUUAGCCCCACCUGGCCAGUCCUGACAGUCCUUGGCAGAUUCCACAGGGACCAGACUUGUCAGUGCAGGAGGACAAAGCACCGUAUCCCAAAGCCGGCCGUCAGGCGUGCCCCCUGGAAAGAGAGGAAAAUUCAAGAGGGCUCAAACACACAUGCACAUCGUGAAGCACAUGCGAACCGAGCUGCUUUUUUCUCUUGGCCUGUGGGCAGAUCCUGAGUCCGUACUGUCUGUGCCAGGGCUCACUAGGAUAAAUAGCCGGGUUUGAGGUCCUCCCAGAGCACUAGCCAAAGUGUCCACUGGCUGCAGGUGGAGGGGAGCUGCAUGUCCUGGCUUCCGCCAUCGAUUCCCAUGCCUGCUGUGUCCCUGUUACAGUGGGUAUCGAACCGUGCUUACCGGAGUGUCUUAUCUUCAUCUUCAGGGGUCAGGACCUUAUUGUUUGCUGUGAUCACUUAAAAUGUUUUCCUCGUCCCCUGCUUGUGUGUACAGAUGGGUGAUUAUGUUUCUCUCUCUGGCUUAUGAUACAGGAGUCAGCUGACAUCUGCACCUCUGUGCUCGCCACCCACAAAGUGUGACAUAGAUAAAUAAAAUGAACCCAAGGGAAGGCGUAGCUGUUUGGACUGUAACAGCCGGGUUUCUCGUGCAGUCUGGGUUGGACGGGAGGACCUCCUCAGGGACAGAAAGUGAGGAUCGGGCUGGUGCUCCGGAGCGGAGGCUGUGAGAUGCCGGGGCAGUGAGUCCUGACAGCACCUACCAGAAACGCAUGGAAGGGAGGGCUGAAGCACUGAGAUUAGAAACUCGGAAGAAAGGGAGAUGUGUAAAUUUGUAUCUUCCGUCUCGUUUUUUUUCUUUUUUGAGCUGGGUCCUGGUCUGUCACCAGGUAGUCCCCAAACUCCUGGACUCAGGUGAUCCUCUUGCCUCACCCUCUGGGCCAGUGCACCUGGCCUUGUGUCUUCUGUUCUUCAAGAAAUAUUUCCAGAUUCUUCGUGUGAUUCUCUUGUUUAGUCCUAAAAGCUCCCGCUUUAUUGUAUUGCACUGUCACUUUAAAGUGAUUUCACUGUAUUCCUAUGUAACUCCUUGGUUAUAUUUAAAACAUUUGAAUAAACUUUGUGCUCCUUUUAAGGAC